CGGCCUCAUGACCUCCCUCCCUCACACACAAACACACUCUCUCUCUCUCUUAGUCUCUUACACUUUCCCAUUUCCUCUCUAUUGUCCUCUCUGUCUCCUCCCAUUCUUCAAACCAACAACACUAACAAACACUCCUCUCAAAACAAAAAAAAAACAACAUUGUGCACACUCACCCACAAAAAAAACCAAAUCAGAAAACGAAACACACCCAUCAAAAAAAUCAGAAAACACAAACCAACCAACCAACUUUUUGUCGUCGGAAUGCGUGAAUCUCCGGCAACCCAUCAGCGGAGAUCAUGACUACAACUCAACAACAACCACUUUCACAAGUCCAAAAACUUCAAGAAACCCUCAAACUUAAAACAUUAAGAAGAAGCUACAGUCUCUGCUCUCGCACCAAAUUCUCCGAUUCUCAAUCUCAAUCCUCCGACGAAGACGAAGAAGAAGAUGAACUCUCUUCAUCAGAGGAAGAAAAACCCAACCUCACACUCACACUCCCACUCCCCCAACAACAACAACAACAACAACUGGGUAGGGCGAGCCUCCGUCGAGUAUCACCAUGUUCAAUCUCACCAACCACAUCAACAAUUCAAAAAUAUUCAUCGUCUUUCGUCGAACAAGCCGACAAUGACAAUGUAGUUGAGAGGAACCUGCCGAAUGGGGACUACUACACAGGGACAUUCAUAGGAAAUGUGCCCCAUGGGAAUGGCAAGUACCUCUGGUCUGAUGGGUGUAUGUACGAGGGUGAAUGGAGGAGAGGGAAAGCUACAGGAAAAGGGAGGUUUUCAUGGCCUUCAGGUGCAACUUAUGAGGGUGAAUUUAAGGGUGGAAGAAUGGAGGGGAAUGGUACAUUUACUGGGAAUGAAGGGGAUACAUAUAGGGGAAUGUGGGUAGGGGAUAAAAAACAUGGGAAAGGGGAGAAAUUAUAUGCAAAUGGAGAUGUUUAUGAUGGUCAAUGGAAAGAGAAUGUGCAAGAUGGGGAAGGUAAGUAUGUGUGGAGGAAUGGGAAUGUGUAUGUUGGGGAAUGGAGGAAUGGGGUUAUUUUUGGGAAAGGGGAAUUGAUUUGGGCUAAUGGGAAUAGGUAUCAGGGGUAUUGGGAGAAUGGGGUUCCGAAAGGCGCCGGGGUUUUUACUAGGCCUGAUGGGACUACAUAUGCAGGGAAUUGGGGUGGUGCUGGUGCUGGUGCUGGUGGUGAAGAUGAUGGGGUGGUUGAUUUGACAACGAAUACGAAAAGGCGGGCGUCGGUGGAUGGUGGUAGUGGUUCUGAGAGAGGGGUGAAUUUUCCAAGGAUAUGUAUAUGGGAAGCAGAUGAAGAGGCUGGUGAUAUUACUUGUGAUAUUAUUGAUAAUUCAGAGGCUUCCAAAUUGUAUAGAGUUGGUAGUGACAAGUCUGAGAUGGGUUUUAGGCAGAAGAAGAGUCCUAAGGGGAAUUUGAGUAGGAGUCAAAGUCCUAGUCAUUGGAAUAGUAAUGGUAAUGCUAAUGGUAAUGGUAAUGGUAACGGGAGUUCGACGCCGUAUUGGUAUGGAGGAGGAUGUGAUGAGAUUAAGAAGCCUGGGCAACCGAUACCCAAAGGACAUAAGAAUUAUGAGCUUAUGCUUAAUUUGCAAUUGGGGAUCAGGCAUUCUGUUGGGAAGCAUUCUUCGAAAACCCGGGAUCUUAAGUCUUCGGAUUUUGAACCUAAGGAGAAAUUCUGGACUAAGUUUCCUCCAGAAGGAUCCAAACACACACCUCCACAUCAGUCAGCUGAUUUCAGGUGGAAAGAUUAUUGUCCCAUGGUGUUUAGGCAUUUGAGAGAACUAUUUGGGAUUGAUCCAGCUGAGUAUAUGUUAGCAAUUUGUGGAAGUGACGCUUUGAGAGAGUUUUCAUCCCCUGGAAAGAGUGGGAGUUGCUUCUACUUAACACAAGAUGAUCGGUAUAUGAUUAAAACUGUCAAAAAGGCUGAGGUUAAGGUACUCAUUAAAAUGCUGCCAAAGUACUUCGAGCAUGUUUCCAAGUACAAGAAUACCUUGGUGACAAACUUCUUCGGCGUGCAUUGUGUUAAACUUAAAGCAAUGGGUGGUCAGAAGACACGUUUCAUUGUCAUGGGAAAUUUGUUUCACUCCGAGUACCGUAUUCAUAAAAGAUUUGAUCUGAAAGGCUCUUCCCACGGGCGGUCAAUUGAUAAGCCUGAAGGUGAAAUUGAUGAGACUACUACCCUAAAAGACCUUGACCUAAAUUUUGUGUUUCGCCUACAGAAAUCUUGGUUCCAAGAGCUCAUGAGGCAAGUUGAUAGAGAUUGUGAAUUCUUAGAGGCGGAGAGAAUUAUGGACUAUAGUUUGUUAAUAGGUCUUCAUUUUCGCGAGGACUGCCUUAGUAACGAGCGAGGGAUGUCACCUACUGGCAGAGGAACAAACAAAGACCUAAGUUCCCCUCGAAAAUACGAGAUAUUUAAGCAGGACUCAAACUGUAUAAUGGAAGGAAAGAGACCUUUCAUACGGCUAGGAGCAAACAUGCCUGCACGAGCAGAGCGAGUAUCACGGACGGAGUAUGAAGGAAGUAAUGGGACUCCACGAAGUGUAAAUGGUAAUGAUGGGGAGGUAUUAGAUGUUAUUGUAUAUUUUGGUAUCAUUGACAUCCUCCAAGAUUAUGAUAUCAGCAAAAGACUCGAACAUGCUUACAAGUCUUUCCAAGUGGAUGCUGCCUCCAUCUCGGCUGUGGAUCCAAAGCUCUACUCUAAAAGGUUCCGGGAUUUCAUGCAUCGUGUCUUUGUGGAAGAUGAGUAACCAAAAUAAGAAUAUACAACGACACAAAGUGCGUCCCUGGGUCAGGUCCGGGCUUGGCCUGGACCCGCCCCCGCCCCUGUAGAAGACAGCAUUUGGGGCUAUUAACAUCACUUCAAUGAGCAGCAUCAAUGCCUUGUUGAAGAAAUGAUACUAAUAUAUAGAAUUAAUAUUUUUCUUGAUGGCUGUAUUUUUAUGAUCAGCCUAAAAACUGAAAGAGAGAUUAAGGGGGUUAAUACAUUUGUACAUUGUAGGAAACAACCGUGGUUUGGGUUGGGGAGCAUAAUUUUUGUAUUUAUUGUGUGAUCUUGGCAGUCUUUUUUUGAUAAUUAUUUUUUCGUGUUAUCCCUUCCCUGGACUGUUUGCCAGGGUACAGAACACAGAAACUUGUUUCUUGGGAGUUGGGAGUGAAAAGGAAUAGGAAAAUUGCAAAUUAAUUGUACAGUUGAAAAGAAAUCAGCAGGAGGCUUGGAUAUUAGUGAAGUGAACUUUUUUUCUUCUAUUUUUAUUUUGAGUGGCUAUGUUAUAUUUUA
This is a messenger RNA of Beta vulgaris subsp. vulgaris (sugar beet), 3292 nucleotides long. Its product is annotated as phosphatidylinositol 4-phosphate 5-kinase 1. Gene Ontology annotation, biological process: phosphatidylinositol metabolic process. The transcript is spliced from 8 exons. The record is from RefSeq and is a predicted model, not a curated record. Lineage: Eukaryota; Viridiplantae; Streptophyta; Magnoliopsida; Caryophyllales; Amaranthaceae. The coding region runs from base 297 to 2762 and encodes 821 amino acids. Gene Ontology annotation, molecular function: 1-phosphatidylinositol-4-phosphate 5-kinase activity; ATP binding.